AUGUCGGUCGAUUUGCAUCACACUACGAAAGCUGUUGCGAGGCUCCAGGACGACAACACAACGAAGCGGCAACAUCUCCUCCUCCCCCUCCCCCGAUCGAACGGAGCAGCAAGAAGCGUGCUCGUCAAGACAGAGAUUUCGAACGCGACAACGAUGUUGCCCGUGGUACUGCUCAGCAUACCUCGACAAGGUCUUGUCAUUAUCUCAGUCCUCCCCGCAUGCCGCCGCGCCCAAGCCUACGACCAGCAUCCACCAGCGUCACCCUUCAUUGACUCAAACACCAGUGGAGCGGACACAUGA
Messenger RNA from Fusarium pseudograminearum CS3096, 300 nucleotides. RefSeq lists its product as uncharacterized. The record is from RefSeq and is a predicted model, not a curated record. The transcript is spliced from 2 exons. Bases 1 to 300 code for a protein of 99 amino acids. Lineage: Eukaryota; Fungi; Ascomycota; Sordariomycetes; Hypocreales; Nectriaceae.